Molecule: messenger RNA, 9640 nt
Organism: Temnothorax curvispinosus
Lineage: Eukaryota; Metazoa; Arthropoda; Insecta; Hymenoptera; Formicidae
Gene: KCNQ
Product: potassium voltage-gated channel subfamily KQT member 1
Exons: 14
Coding region: 3501-5993 (830 amino acids)
Biological process (GO): transmembrane transport; potassium ion transport
Cellular component (GO): voltage-gated potassium channel complex; membrane
Molecular function (GO): voltage-gated potassium channel activity
Source: RefSeq, a predicted model, not a curated record
CGCCCUGAAAGCAAGCACGCGCGCUUCCGCGUCCCAGGUCACGGCACGCGACCCUCGUGAUCGCGUGAUCGCGCGUAACGAAAUCGCGCGCGUCGCAUAUCGAGCGGAUCGGUGCCGACCAGGCGAUCGUCGCGGACGACGGACGACCGAAACGACGAACGAUGGUCAGUCCGCCAAGGUCUUGUGGACACGCAACAAUACACGGCACGCCGUAUGACAGUGACGACGAUCGGCGACGUUUCAUGUACAUCCCAGCGUCGCUUCGAUUUUUGAUCAGCUACUGAUUUAUUUCUGACAGCGCGUUGAUAGUUUUUGUGUUGAUUAUAGUUUGCGUUUCUCUUUGCGCGCACGGCUCUUCAGCGUGUGAACGGUGGAAAUCUCGGUAAAAUGAAUCGUGAGCGGGACGCGGAUAUGCUACGUGAUAAUUGCUUGCUCCAGAUGGGUGCGGUAAAUUGAAUCGUGCAACUGUGUUCAUGUGUUUAAAUAUCAUACGUUGAUAAUUCAUUAUCUCGACAAGGAAGAGAGAGGGAGAGAGAAGGGGAAGGGAAGGGGAAGGCAGAGAAGGAGGGAGAGGGAGAGAGAUCAAGCGGAUCUCGCGAGUUUAUCAGAGAGGAAAUCGAGAAAGAUUGUGAAACCUUAUAUACGUAUUGGUGAACACGUAUAUUGUGUGACAGGCAUUACAGGCAAUUUAAAAAAAUCUUAAAAUAUUAAACAAUAACCGAAAGUUUACGGAAGUGAUGCGCGGAAGAGGGAUCUGAUGACAAAGAGUUCAACGGACACGCGAUCUAGUCAUGGAGAAGAGUAAGCGAAACCGCCGUUCAGAUGGAUCGUCAUAUCGCGCGAAAAAGAGGAACGCUGAGAUGCCGGCGCUUCACGCGCGAACACUACAAACGGAGCAAUCUUUUUGAGUCCGCGAAAGAACGAAAUUACUUUUUUUUCUAACUCGACAAAUUUAGCAGUAUAUAUACAUAUAUGCACGUGUAUAUACCCGAGCGAGCUUCCGAACAAUUUCGUUAAGUGUGCGCAAGUAAGUCAUUCUAGUUAAUCGCCCUUUAGCAAGGAGCUUUAAUUCGAGCUAACAAUAAAAUAAACUGACGACGUCAUGAAUGCGGCGUGCGAAAAAUGAUUUCACUGUUAAUCGCAACGGACACGAGUGCCGGGCAGGUUAUCGGUGGGUGAUCGGUGGGUGAUCCGCGGGUGAUCCGAGGGGAGAGAGAGAAACCUGAUGUGAAAAACCGAACGCGAUCAAUCUUCGUCGUGCGAGGUCGUGAAAGGCCAAAAGAUGUUCCCGCCAUCUCGUCCGCUCGACGCGCGAUAGUUCCGGUUUGCAAAUUCGACAGGUUUAUAAUGUCGCGACCGGACCCGUCGGACUUGAUAAUCGAGACUAUACACGGCGCACGCAUGUAUGAAACGCGCGACGGAUGGUAUCGCGCUUGAAUGACAUGGCACGGCCAUGUCAAAGUUCGCGUUCGUUGUUAGAGUUGUCGGAUCUCACGACAAUUUAAUUGUACAAAGCGUCGGAAAACAUUGUUAAACGUUGUUGAUUCUGUUUUCGCGGCCGUAGAGAUAGCUAAGGGUCUUCCCGACGCAGCUUUAGUGGCGUUAAGAAGGAUUAAGGCUUGUCUAUUGCCGCGCGCGAAUUCCCCUGUGCACAGUGCACACACAUCAGUAAUCCUCUGUGAUUUCGCGUUAAACCUCAACAGCAAUAACGAAGCAAUCAUAAAGUGCAUUAAGGAAAGCAUGCAGCAUCAUUCUGCGACAAAAAUAAUUUUGUCUCCUUGGGAAGAAUCGACGAAGCGUAUUCAUAAUAAUUUCAGGACUGAUAAAUUAUUGGCCGUCGGAAGCUCCCAUUUUCUGUUAAGAAGAUAAUGAUCAAGAUUCGACGUGAAUAAAUAACAAGAGAGGCCGAAAAAUAGCGAGAAUAUACCGUACAUUUUUUCGACCGGUAAUCAUCGGUAAGGAACUCCGAGCAAUGCUUACACAAGCGCUUUAACAAAUUUUGUCGCGCUACACGAACGCAAGUAACGGUUUGUGACGGAGACAUUAGAUCUUGCUGCGGUUGCACUAUUGUUUGGAACGUUUUAGAGAAGCAUGAAAGAAAAUCUUUUUGCCACGAGGUGAGAUUAACAGCAGCGUUGCCCGUUGGAAAGGCAAGUGGGUGAAAGGAAAAGACCUCGGCGAUUAACGAUAACGAGCGACGAACGCCGAGGGAAAGAAACCAUUGGAGACGCUGUACUGAGAGGAAGGGCGAUACGACAGAUACAUUUUGCAACGUAGCUUAAAUAACGAUUAUCCGCGUACAGAGCGGAGAAAGAGAGACGUUUUUCGAAUCGAAAGGAGACUCAAGGGAAUCACGGGACGGAAUUUCAUUACCGCAUUAGUCCGAAUAAAUACUCGAAGGAUUUUCUUAGGUAAGAUCGAUCGCAAGGUCCCAGAAGUCUGCUCGUAUUCAACAUCUAUAUCCUCCGGAGGACCAGAACGAGGGUAUUUCCGAAUCUCUCAAUCUUCCGUCUUCCCUGCAGCUUUCUCUCACUAUCUCUUUCUCUUUCUCCGCUGUCUCGUCUUUCCUCUCGCCUGUAGUGCAUAUCCAAAUUCUCCUCUCCGAUUUGAGUUGCCUGAUAAGUUUCAGUUGCUCGUGUCAUAUCGCGAACAUUAUGCAUGACCCGACCGUCGAGUACCCGCAUUUGACGUUCACGAUCGUUUCACGUCUCGUGAAAGUAACAGCUUUGGCAAACGUGGAUAAUUCUGAGGGUUGGUUUAGCCUGCGAAGUUGAGUGAAAUCAACGAGGGAAGCACGGUGAUCCUACGGAAAGACCGAGACGUCGCGUCGUUCGGUUAGAGAGAUAGAAAGACACGAAUUCGUUACAGUAGAAUCGUAUGAUAGGCGACAAUGAGAGGACGAACGUGGAAAAGGCGAGGACAAUUCAAUGUCCGCUGAACGAAAACUCGUUGGUGUCAUUUUUUGAAAUAUCAAGAACUUUAACGAACGCUUCGGAGAACGACAAUUAACGAUGACAAACGUUAAGACACGAAUUUGGAAGCAAAUGUCGCGUUACGUCUUACAAUUAGACGCGAUCAGCAAUUCCGGCGACGACGGCCAGGUCGGAUAAUCCUAUCGACGAUAUCCGUGCCGAGUGCCGUGAGGGAAUAAUCUCUCGUGAGAGAAAAGGUGAUAAGAUUACGACGGGCUGAAUAUUUCACUUUUUCUCUCGCAUCGUUCGGACGGCGACGAAAAUCCUAAUACGAUAGAACGUGCAAAAUAAACCCUACUAUUGUCCCAAAAUAAUAAUUCCGGUAAUCCACAAGGGAACGACGUGUUGGAGAUCGGACUAUUAAACUUCCGAUAGUGCUACGCGAUAUUUUAUAGUGGUUUGCGGUCCCAGGACGAUCGUUGUCGCGUGAACGCGGAUUUCGGAGACCAUGGACAAGUCGCGUGCUCGGACGAUUGUCCGGCAGACAAGGAGCCGCUCAUCAACCGUAACCGGAAAGUUGGUGCCGGGAUGUUGCACGCCGUUAUGUUAGGUAGCGGUCCAGGACGGGGGAGACGCGAGUGGUAUCCAGGAUUUUAUCUCCAACGUCGUCGUCUUGCCUGUAAGAUGAAUCGCGGCGAACAGGAAACUCUCUUCCGGCAAAGCCGUCAGAUCACGCGGAUUGUACCUUCCCGUGAGGACCUUGUAUUGAGUGUCCUCAAGUCGCCAAUCAAUCAGCAGCAGCAACAGCAGCAACAACAACAACAACGACAGCAGUGUCGACAUCCGUAUCAGUCGCACCCUCACGGUCACUUUAACUGCCAAGGUCAUCCAAAUAAUAAGUGCAGUCAUUCAGGUGACAACGAGAGUCUUCCACGAAGCAAGGACCAAUGCUCUAGACACGCCGAAAAGCGGUACGGUGCCGCGACCGCCUACGCUGCCCUUCGGGGCAGCGAGGACGAGCUCGUGGCUGAGCAGGGUCUCGAGGCGGAGGACGCCGCGUUGAAGACGCCCGGUAGCGAGACCGAGGACACCGAGGAUAACGGCGCGAACGCGGAGGAACCACCAUCACCCGCGCGCCGUUUCACUUUCCUACGUCGCUUCCGCUCGCCGCGCUUCGGCGAGGCGCACCACAAGCGGGUGCCGACGCCCAUGAAGCGGAAAUAUCGGCACAAGAAGAGCAAGGAUGACAUCAUUGACAAUGACGUGACCGGCGCCGAGGAGCAACCGCCGAGUCCCGAUCCCGAACAGACCGGCGUGCCCGAUCCUUACUAUCCGAUCUACCUGCCGAUCGAUCAGGCCUUCAAGGCUAAGUACGUGUUCCAUCAUAAGAGGGGCAAGACCUUUCAGGAGCGCCUCUAUGUGUUCCUCGAACAUCCCGGCGGCUGGCUGUGCUUCAUCUAUCAUUGCACUGUGUUCAUGGUGGUAUUGGUGUGCCUCAUAUUUAGCGUUUUGUCAACAAUAGACCAAUACAGUAACUUCGCAAACGAAACUCUGUUUUGGAUGGAAAUAUGUCUCGUGGUAUUCUUUGGAGUCGAAUACCUGGUUCGACUAUGGAGCGCAGGCUGCAGAUCGAAGUAUAUGGGCUGCUGUGGACGGCUGCGAUUCAUACGGAAACCGAUUUGUAUCAUAGAUUUAAUCGUCGUAGUAGCGUCCAUGGUAGUCCUGUCGGUAGGAAGCAACGGUCAGGUAUUCGCCACUUCCGCCAUCAGAGGCAUUCGGUUUUUGCAAAUUCUACGAAUGCUUCAUGUCGAUCGUCAAGGCGGCACGUGGCGGCUUUUGGGUUCGGUGGUUUACAUACAUCGUCAGGAGCUGAUUACAACGCUGUACAUUGGGUUCCUAGGCCUUAUUUUCAGCAGCUAUUUCGUAUACCUUGCCGAGAAAGAUGAAGUUGGACCCGACGGCAAGACGGAUUUCUCGAGUUACGCCGAUGCGCUUUGGUGGGGAGUGAUCACAGUAACGACGAUAGGUUACGGUGAUACAGUCCCGCAAACAUGGAUGGGAAAAAUAGUGGCCUCGUGUUUCAGUGUGUUCGCCAUAUCCUUUUUCGCACUUCCAGCUGGUAUUCUAGGUUCUGGCUUCGCGCUAAAAGUACAGCAGAAGCAACGGCAGAAGCACUUUAAUCGGCAAAUACCAGCUGCCGCAAUGUUGAUACAGUGUCUGUGGAGGUGUUAUGCCUCCGAUAAGGCCAUCAACAGUGUCGCUACGUGGAAUAUCUACAUCAAGGACCCGGCGCCGGCUGGCCAACCCUCGACACCUCUGGGCAAGUUGAUUUGUGUAAAGAAGAUGUCUCUGAUGAUCCAGGUGGCAAAGAAGGCGAGUGUGCUGAAGAGGCGGAAGUCACGGAACCGGAUGGACGUCCAGCAGCAACAACAAUCGGCCCUGCCGCCCGUUACGAUAUCGGGCGGUAUAUCGGCCGGUGCCGGGACCGGCCAGAACGACAAUCAGCGUCUCGAGAACGAGGGGGACGUAGUUUUUUAUAUGGAGGAGCCCAAGGUGGGCACGCCGAAUCGCGCCAGACGCGACAAUCGCGUGUUUCCGGUUGGCAGGGGAAGCCUCUUCACCUCGCAGACUAGCUCGGUGACGGAGGCAACUAGUGACGAAAUUGACAUCGAUAUCGAAGAACCGCAGAGAGUAACUAUGUUGACAGAGGCGCACCGGAACGCUAUUCGGGCGAUUAGGAAGAUCAAGUACUUUGUGGCUCGCAGAAAGUUUCAACAGGCUCGGAAACCGUACGACGUCCGUGACGUCAUCGAGCAAUACAGCCAAGGUCACCUAAAUAUGAUGGUGCGGAUUAAGGAGUUGCAGAGGAGAUUGGAUCAGACCCUGGGUAAACCGGGGAGCUACCUGGCGGGAAUCGACCGGGCAGGGAACGUGAAACCCAUGACGAUUGGCGCGCGUUUAUACCGAGUGGAGCAGCAGCUGUCGGUGAUGGAUAAGAAGUUGGAUCAAUUGGUGCAUGUGUUAAAUGCAUUAGCGCAGAAACAGCAAAUACCUUUGCGUAGUAUAGAGGACGAUGUGUAACAGAAAGCCCCCGGCGAACUCGUGCAAUCCGUUUUACAAUCGCCCAUGGUUCCACGGAUCUUGCCUCGCGUUACUAUAACCACAGUGACGCCAAAUAUGUUCAGCGAGAGCUCUUAAUGUGGAAGAUGGCACGCGCUCGAUUGUGUUGUCCCGAGCAUGUCCGGAAAGUACAAAUAUUAUAGCGAAUGCUAUUCGACUCCAUUCGACUCUCGAGAGAGCGCAAUCGGAAGACGCUGGAAACCGUGUUCGGUGUCGAAGAGAUCGGUAUUGAUAUUGGCAAUAUAGGCGAUCUUUGUAACUCCAUUGUGGCCAUUCUUAUAUCCUCGAUCUUAAGAACGAUAUCUCCUUGAGAGGAAUACGUUGUUUACUCGAGGCUGAGAGGAGUCCUCAAGUGUAAACGCAAACGACGAAGUCAAACGCACAGGAUGGAUAAUCGAAUCAACGAUAUCAGGCGAGGAGCCAGGGCAUAGAAAGCAUAGACCGCGGUUGCUGUACGCGCGAAAUGAUAUUUCGUCAAACGAGGAUGAAAAUGUCACGAGGUAAUCGCGCGGUUAACAAAGGAAGAGCGCGAAGAAAUACAUUAUUCAUUGACGGCGCGAGGGUUGAUCCCGCCAAGAUUGGUUUUGUCGUCAGGAAGAAAGAAAGUAUCAUCGACUCUGUUCCAUCUUUUCAGUUCGCCGAAAUGGAUAAAUGCCAAUGGGAACAUCACUUGGGCCAACUAGAAGUAAUAAGAAGGAACAAUAAGCAACAAUGAACUUCCUAGAGCAGAUUUUAAUUAUACUCAUAGACUGCUGAUCGUUCUGCCGGUCGGCUGAUCGUUCGUGAGAAGCGGCGGAACCGUUUAUCGGUCACAAAGCGAUUCCAACGGUUCUGCAGGGUUUAUGAUUUCGAGUUGUGGUUCCGUUUUGUUUUCGAUUCCCGACACGGAAGUCCCGCAAAAGUAGAACCCCAGUUCAGAACUGUCGCUCGCGGAGUGUUUCCAGUUUCCAGUUUCCAAUUUCGAUUUCGCGAGCGCGAGCUCUCUCGAUUUAUUUAUAUUUCGAUUUAAUUAUUCGGCCUAGCACAAAUAUAGAUAUUUUGAGAUAAGCUCGCUUGUCGAGCUCACAUAUUACGAAUUCUCCAUCUUCUUUUCCUUUUUUACGGCAUUGCCCGAUCGCACUUGCCUACAGCGCUUGUUCCUAAAGAGCAAUACGUCUACGUAGAAUUUAGAUAUUGCGUGCUGCUCCGUGCUGAAUUCGCGAUAUGCAAUAUGUAUGUACGUAUCCAUAAUAUUUAGUCUUCGAUACACGCGUGAGAAUGUUUUAACGAAUUAUAAGGAGAUAAGGCGAAAGAGAAGUGUAUAUAUAUUCUUGUGGAGGCGUGUCACUCUCGCAUAUAAACAAUAUUACAAUUUAUAUUUUGUACCUACAUUAUCUUAUGGAACAUUUUAAAAUCGGAGAUGCACCAUUAUAAUCUUGAAUCCCGCGCACGACUCGCAAUGUUACAAAGCUCUUUUAUUUAAGAUCAAAACCGCGAACCGCAACGUGGCACGGAACUCUUAGACGAGCAAUUUAACAAUUUUUCGUUAAAUUAGAUUGAUCGAACGACUUAAGAAAGAACGAUCGAACGACUGAUUGAACCGAUAAGAAGGAUAGCUGCAGUUCUUAUAAUUUUUCGACUGCCAAAACUAGAUCUAAAUGAGAGACAAGCAAUACGACGUUAAUAAGUUCAGAUAGAUGGAUUCGCGUCGCCUCGUGACUUGCGGUUUUGCGUUGAUCGAUUAGCGGCCAGUCUUUCGCGGGCGGGAGAGUGUUCUUUAUCAGGUGGAGAUCUAUCACACUUUAUAUAUCUAUCACCUCUUAUUUAUGUAUUAUUAUGUACAUAUAUACAGAGAGGAUAGAUUUAGCAACUUUCUCAAACCGAGCGGCUUCUAAGAAUAUUUUUAAUCACACAGAGAGACAUAUAUGUAUACAUAUACAUUAUAUACAUACAUAUAUAUAUAUAGGUGUAGGGUCCAAAAUUAUACACAUUUUACAAGACUUUCUCGUGAACCAAAACACCACACUUUACUGCUGCAAUGGACGUGGUGCUUGAUUCGAGCCGAUCAAUUCGUUGCAUCAGUGGACUAUACAUAUAUCGCCGAUGGAGCACACUUGAUAUUAUAUGCGUUGUGUCUACUUUGUUUUACGCGUGUGAACGAAGUUACAAAACUUGUCUCUACACUUAUUUUUAUAUCAUAAUAUUUUUUGUAUCGUACCAGUUUUCUUCGUAUUUUCCAUGCUGAAUAUAUACAUAUAUACAUAUGUGUAAGAUAUAUAAAAGUUUUACAAAAUAAUUUAUUAUUUAUGUCGAAUGCUCAAUUGUUCUUGAAUCAAGCACAACCUCUAUCGAUUAUAAUAAAAUGAUUGUCAAGAAUCAAUAUUAUAACGUUGAGAAAACAGAAUUUAACAGUCAUCUUCGGGGACAGAUACCUUUUAAGAAAUAAAGUGCUGCUAUUAAAUUUUUUCCUUUCUCGACCAAACGCGUUGCCGAGAAACUUCUAGUUUUCGAUAAGAGAGCACAUCAAUGAAUACUCAAGAAACCCUCCGAUUUUGAUAAUAAUCAGCCGUCGAAUAAUCAGCACACUCUUGACAGUUUUGACAAUUUUACACGGCGCUCCGUGCAGUCCGACCACUUUUUAUUAAAUCUCGCGAUGCUUGACUAUCAGUUUAUUAUAAGUGUGUAUCUCAUCGAAAUAUGUGAAGAAAGUGCACUGGAAAAAGUAAGCAAAAUACUCUAUGAAACACGCUUUAGCCUAUACGUGCGUACGAGCACACACUCUAUGGUGCCUCUCACUUAAUUUACUCCACUUUAAUACGAUCGAGUAAUAAAACUUACGAUAACAUAUAGAUCAUAAAUGAUUAUAUAGAUAAUGGUAAUGCAACUUAUAGCUCUUGCGAUACGUGAUGACGUGGCGCGGCGCGGCGCGACGAAUAAUUUUUCAUUUUUUUUGACAAUUGUCACUUGUCACUUGUCACAUGUCGAUAGUUUUAAUUUCGUCAUCUUCGAGCUUCUCAAGUUCACCUUUUUGAGCGACUUAAAUAGAUAAUGGGAAAUUCUUUGCACAGCGCCCGCGUAAAGAGACCCGACGAACAUCGGUGAGAAAGAACACGUGCUCGAUAAACGAAAUUUAGGUACUAUACAAUUAUGAGUAGAUAGAGAUGGUUAUCAUUAUAGAAGUAGAGACAAUCAAUAAACGUCAUUAACGUGGCGCUAUAUGAAAAUCAAAUUUCCUUUCGCGACCUACCAAAUGACAUUCUCGAUGUAAACGAUUUAGUCAACGAAGUACGUAAAAUAAGUUAAUGAAUUCCGUUUAUAGGUAUGUAGAGAUAAAAGAUAUUCAGUGACCUCGCGCUUUAAGCACAUCGUUAUUUCGUUGUAUACAUAAAUUAUUAUUCCGAUAAUUAUUGUAUCGGUUCGUUAUUGUUCAUAUAACUGGAGAAAAGGUGAUCUCAUACGAUGUAUAAAUCGAAAAUGUUAAAAGAAUUUUUAAUAAAAUUCUAUUGCAUAUUUUAGAUUUAUUUUUGUUUGCGGAAUGACUUCUCUUUCCCAGUUGUAUCAGCAAUAACUAUCUAAUUAUUUUGUGUCAAAUAUAUUUUUUGUUAAAGAAGCUCAAAUAUAUUAUAUUA